AUUCAGCAUCAACCAAUGGUCCCAUUAUAAAAACAAAGUAAAAAAACAAAAAAAUAGAAGGAAAAUCUUGACAGUCAAUUCUCCAUUUGCCAACGUACCCUCUUUAUAAAUACGGCCACGCCACACCUUUUCUCAUCAUCAACAUACUCCAAAACCAACAGUAGCUUGAUCUUCUCCAAUAUUUCUCUGGCCUGGCCUCCUCCUUCCCCGCUCCAAAUUAUUGCCGUUGUUGUUGUUGCUGCUGUAUCGCUGAGGCAUGCAGAGCAUUAUUGAUGCCUUGAGCGCCGGCCACGACGACAAUGGCGGCCAGAUCAAUAUUGCAAAGAGGGAAAUCAAAGGCACCGUGGUGCUGAUGAAGAAGAACGUGCUGGAGUUCAAUGACUUCAACGCUUCGAUCGUUGACCGUUUCGACGAGCUCUUAGGGCGGGGAGUUUCCCUGCAACUCAUCAGCUCCGUUCAUGGCGAUCCUCAGAAUGGCAACAAGGGCAAGCUUGGGAAGGCAGCAUACUUGGAGAACUGGAUCCCGACAAUCGCUCCAUUAAAAACCGGCGAAACAGCCUACGACGUCACCUUCGAGUGGGAAGAAGAAGAGAUCGGGGUUCCAGGAGGGUUUGUAAUCAAGAACAAUCACCACAACGAGUUCUUCUUAAAGUCUCUCACACUCGAAGAUGUUCCUGGGGAAGGCAGGAUCCACUUCCCCUGCAACUCCUGGGUUUACCCUGCCAAGCGCUACGCCAAAGAUCGAGUUUUCUUCACUAACAAGUCGUAUCUGCCACAUGAGAUGCCAUUGCCAUUGGUGAAGUACAGAGAAGAAGAGCUGGUUGGCUUGAGAGGAAAUGGACAAGGGGAGCUCCGAGAGUGGGACAGAGUGUAUGAUUAUGCUUGCUACAAUGAUUUAUGGGAUCCUGAUGAUGGCGAUGCAGACAAUGCCAGACCAACUCUGGGAGGAUCGGCUGAGUACCCUUAUCCUCGUUGGGGAAGGACUGGCAGGCCGCCAUCCAAAUCAGGUCAACCUUAUUUCCAACAGAAUGAAAAGUAUCUAUUUACUGUCCUAUUUACAUUUCAUUUUCAUUUCUAAGCAGAUCCCAAGGUAGAGAGUAGGCUACCACUAUUGAUGAGUCUAGACAUAUACGUCCCAAGAGACGAGAGAUUUGGUCACCUGAAGAUGUCCGAUUUCCUUCUUAACGGGCUCAAAGCCAUCGUUCAAAUUGUGAAGCCUGAACUGGAGGCUCUGUGCUCUGAGGAUGGCAAUGAAUUCGAUUCCUUCGAUGAUGCUUUGAAGCUAUACGAUGGAGGGGUGAAGCUCCCUCGAGGUCCCACACUCGAUAACCUCUGGAAGGAUAUUCCUUUAGAUAUCAUCAACCUGAUUUUCCAUACUGAUGGGGAAAGGAUUCUGAAAUACCCUUUGCCAGAAGUGAUCAAAGAGAGUAGGACUGCUUGGAGAACUGAUGAAGAAUUUGCGAGGGAAAUGCUGGCUGGGCUUAAUCCUGUUGUCAUUAGUAUUCUUCAAGAGUUUCCACCAAGGAGCAAGCUGGAUGCUAAAGUUUAUGGCAAUCAGGACAGUUCAAUUAGUGAAGAACACCUAAGGCAUCAGCUGAAUGGAUUGACUGUAGCUGAGGCAAUCAAGACCAACAAGCUAUUCAUACUAGAUCACCACGACACAAUAAUGCCAUACCUACGGAGGAUUAACGACAACACCACCUCCAAAGCCUAUGCAACAAGAACAAUCCUAUACCUGCAAAAUGAUGACACAUUGAAGCCACUGGCGAUCGAGUUGAGCUUGCCACAUCCCGACGGAGACCAGUUCGGAGCCAUUAACAAAGUCUACACUCCACCACCUGCAGAUCAUAAGGAGGGCAGCCUCGAAGAAAUCAUUUGGCAGUUGGCCAAAGCAUAUGUAGCAGUAAACGAUUCCGGCUACCACGAGCUCAUCAGUCACUUCUUGCACACUCAUGCCGUGAUCGAGCCGUUUGUCAUUGCCACAAACAGGCAGCUCAGCGUAGUUCACCCGAUCUUCAAGCUUCUCCACCCUCAUUUUCGAGAUACCAUGAACAUAAACGCGCUUGGGAGACAGGUCCUCAUCAAUGGCGGAGGACUGAUGGAGUUCACGCUCUACCCUGCCAAGUACUGCAUGGAAUUCUCUUCGUCGCUGUAUAAACACUGGAACUUCACUGAGCAAGCCCUCCCUCAGGAUCUCAAGAAGAGGGGAAUGGCGGUUCCUGACCCAGUGUCCAAACACGGUCUCCGACUUCUUAUCAAAGACUACCCAUACGCCGUCGACGGGCUCGACAUCUGGUCAGCGAUCAGAAACUGGGUAGCCAAUUACACAUCAUUGUACUACAAAACCGACGAUGCGAUUCGGAGUGAUGUCGAGCUCCAAACGUGGUGGAAAGAACUCGUGGAGGUCGGCCAUGCGGACAAGAGAGACGAGCCCUGGUGGCCCAAGAUGCGUAAUCGAGACGAACUCAUCGAAUCGUGCACGACUGUGAUCUGGAUCGCGUCGGCGCUCCAUGCAGCCACCAAUUUUGGGCAGUACACUUAUGCCGGCUACAUGCCGAAUCGCCCCACCAUCAGCCGGCGGUUCAUGCCGGAGGAAGGAACGCUGGAAUUUGAGGAGAUGCGGGAGAACCCAGAUAGGGUUUUCUUGAGGACGAUCACGGCGAGGCUCCAGACGCUUUUGGGGAUCUCGCUGAUUGAACUUCUAUCGACGCAUUCUUCGGAUGAGUUUUACCUAGGUCAGCGGGACACGGCGGGGUGGACGGCAGAAUUGGAGGCGGAGGCGGCAUUCGAGAGGUUUGGGAAGGCAUUGACGGAGGUUGAGGAGAGGAUUGUGGAGAGGAACGGAGAGGAGAAUCUGAGGAAUCGGUAUGGAGCAGUAAAGAUACCAUACACUCUGUUGUUUCCGACGAGCGAGGUUGGCCGAACCGGCAAGGGGAUUCCGAAUAGUAUUACUAUUUAAAAAUUGGUUAUUGAAUGACGCGGAAUUAAUGGCUUUGAGUUGGUGGUAAAUUUAUGCGUGUUGUGUCUUGCACUUGUGUGAAUCAUGUUAAAUGUCUCAAGCUUACUUUUUUUUUUAAGGGAAAAUGUCUCAAGGUUACUUGAGUUCAUUGUUAGUUGUUGCCCCAUUGAACAAGCUCUUUAAUCAUAUAUCAUUAUAAUAGGGUGUGAACUUAAUGUAAUUUGUCUUGUUGAUCUAUAUAUCAUUAUAAUAAGGUGUGCAAAUUUUCAUACACAAACUUCUUUAAAAAAUGUGUAUAUAUAUUAUGCUAUUUUCAAGACUCUUAAAAACAA
Linum tenue is the source of this 3291-nucleotide messenger RNA. The record is from the annotation of a GenBank genome assembly. Lineage: Eukaryota; Viridiplantae; Streptophyta; Magnoliopsida; Malpighiales; Linaceae.